Messenger RNA from Nyctereutes procyonoides (raccoon dog), 1941 nucleotides. Its product is annotated as zinc finger protein 639-like. The record is from RefSeq and is a predicted model, not a curated record. Gene Ontology annotation, biological process: regulation of DNA-templated transcription. Gene Ontology annotation, molecular function: DNA-binding transcription factor activity, RNA polymerase II-specific; RNA polymerase II cis-regulatory region sequence-specific DNA binding. NCBI's taxonomy places the organism in Eukaryota, Metazoa, Chordata, Mammalia, Carnivora, Canidae.
AUGGACAAUCCUGGAUCCGCAGUGAAGAUUUUGGAAGGAAAUCUUAGCAAAAAGCCAGAGCAAGAGACGGGAGCAAUAAAUCAGGCCGGGAGAAAGUCUGAGUCGAAGGACGCUGUUGCCUCGUCUAUCACUCCUCGGCCAGCGGAAGCACACGCUGGGGAACUUCCUCCAGUGGCUCUCCAGCAGGGUGGCACCGAUCGACCCCAGUCCUGUCUCACCCAGGGCCAGGGCCCGUUAGGAAUGUUCGAAAGGCUCCGGUUGGGAGCGCGGCCGGCGAGCUGGGCCUGGGGCCUGGCGGGCAGGGCGAGAGGCGCGGAGGCCCGGGGGCGCCGGGAGCGGCGCCUGGGCGGGCGGGCGGGCCCCGCGGUCGCAGGGAGUGCGCGGGCGCAGCCUCCCGCGGGAGAGGCCAGGGCAGGCCCGACGGCCUCCUUUAAAAUGAACCCCUGCCUCCGUUUUCGGGCGGGAUGGCGGCGCUGGCUCCUUUGGGGUCGCCUAGGCGGCCCGUGGGCCCGGCGCGUGGCCGGCGGCUCCUGCCCGGCCGCCCCUCGGCGGCCCGCGGCGCCUGGGCUCGGGACCGCGGGUGCCCGGCUGGCCCCGGCCGUACAACCUAGGGACGCGAGUAGUUUGAAGCGGCUCAUCUCAUUGCAGAGAGAUGAUGAUUCUGAUGAUGAUGAUUCUGCAAAUGACUUGCCAGAAUUUACAGAUGGGAUCAAGGCCAGAAGUACACAGAACUACCUGGUUCCCAGCCCUGUACUUAGAAUUCUAGACCACACUGCCUUUUCUACAGAAAAAUCUGCUGAUAUUGAAACUUGUGAUGAAGAGUGUGACUCACCUGAGUCAGUCAACCAACAAGCUGGAGAGGAGAGUCCUAUAGGAGUUCACACUGCUGACGAUGUUCCAAUGGCUGCAGAAGUGCAUGCAAUUUCUGAAGAUUAUGAUCUAGAGACCGAAAACAAUUCCUCGGAGAGUCUCCAAGACCAAACUGAUGAAGAGCCACCAGCUAAACUUUGCAAAAUUCUAGAUAAGAGCCAGGCUUUGAAUGUGACUGCCCAACAGAGAUGGCCUUUACUGGCAGCUAAUAGCAGUGGCCUCUGUGAGUGUGAACUUUGUGACUUCAACAGCAAAUAUUUUUCUGAUUUAAAGCAGCAUAUGAUCCUGAAGCAUAAGCGUACUGAUUCAAACGUGUGUCGAGUAUGCAAGGAGAGUGUUUCUACUAACAUGCUUUUGAUCGAACAUGCCAAACUGCAUGAAGAGGAUCCCUACAUUUGUAAAUACUGUGAUUAUAAAACGGUAAUUUUUGAGAACCUCAGCCAGCACAUUGCAGACACCCAUUUCAGUGACCACCUCUACCGGUGUGAGCAGUGCGAUGUACAGUUCGCAUCAAGCAGUGAACUCUACCUACGUUUCCAGGAGCACAGCUGUGACGAACAGUACUUGUGUCAGUUUUGUGAACAUGAAACGAAUGAUCCGGAAGACUUGCAUAGCCAUGUGGUAAAUGAACAUGCAUGUAAAUUAAUUGAAUUAAGUGAUAAGUAUAACAAUGGAGCACAUGGACAGUACAGCCCGUUAAGCAAAAUUACCUUUGACAAAUGUAAGAACUUCUUUGUGUGUCAAGUAUGUGGUUUUCGGAGUAGACUUCAUACAAAUGUUAACAGGCAUGUUGCUAUUGAACAUACUAAAAUUUUUCCUCAUGUUUGUGAUGACUGUGGGAAAGGCUUUUCAAGUCUGCUAGAAUAUUGCAAACAUUUAAAUUCACAUUUAUCUGAAGGGAUUUAUUUAUGUCAAUACUGUGAAUAUUCAACAGGACAAACUGAAGAUCUUAAAAUUCAUCUGGAUUUCAAGCAUUCAGCUGACUUACCUCAUAAAAGUAGUGACUGCUUGAUGAGGUUUGGAAAUGAGAGGGAAUUAAUAAGUCACCUUCCAGUCCAUGAGACAACUUGA